AUGACCAAGGAUGAGGCAGCGAUUAAGGCUGUUGGUGAUCCUGAGAAGCUGUUUGCGAGGGAGUUGGAGGGGUGGAAAGGAUACGUUGAGUGGGAGAACUACCCCGAGAAGAAGGAAGCUGCGCACAAGAUCCUCAUCUCCCAAGCCUUCCCUCCGAACCCUGAGUUUCAGUUGGGACCGAUUCCUGAUACCAAUCCCGUGCUUCCUGGAACGCACUGGAAGCAGUGGCAUCAUGCCGUUGGGGGUGAGCUCACCUCUGUGCCUGAGGACUCUUGGAAUACUGUCCUGAAGGAGAAACACCCUGAAAUGCUCCACCUUUUGCAAUUCCCGUACAAUGGCGAGCCCCCGAAGCGGCUCACCACCGCCCAGUCCGUCACACCCAACUCCCUACACUUCGUCCGGAAUCACGGUGGUAUCCCUCUAAUCGAUAAGGACAAGUUUUUCUUGAAGCUGGAUGGACUUGUCAAGAACCCCAAGACGUAUACUAUGGAUGAUCUGAUGGAUGAAUCCAAGUUUCCUCGUAUGAAGAAGAUGAUCACAAUGCAGUGUUCUGGAACCCGUCGUUUUGAGCAGAUCUCGCUCUACGCCGGCCAGGGAGAUGAGGUUCCCCAGGCACCGUGGGCCGAAGGCGCUAUUGGAACCGCGGAAUAUGUUGGUAUCAGCUUGAAGAAGGUGAUUAAGGACUGCGGUGGUCUUCUCGAGGGUGGUAAACACCUUGAGCUCUACGGUGCGGAGACAUACUUCAAGAACAACGAGGUGAUGAACUAUUUGGUCAGUGUACCCUGGUCCAAGGUCAAGGCCAAUGAGGUCAUGCUGGCUUGGGAAAUGAAUGGCGAACCCCUUCCCAAGAUCCACGGAUACCCCCUGAGGGUGAUGGUGAUGGGAUAUAUCGGUGCUCGCAGUGUCAAGUGGCUGUACAGAAUCAAAGCCAUCGAAACACCCAGUCUGGCACCCGUUCAGAGCAAGGAAUAUCUCUACUUCAACCAGCAGGUUGGCAAGCAUAACCAGCGCCCCACGGACGGUAUUCAGAUCCAAGAGAUGCCCGUCAGUUCCGCCAUUAUGUCUCCAUGGACGAACCAAGUCGUUAUCCACAACGGCAAGAUCCGCUGCAAGGGAUGGGGCUAUUCCGGUGGUGGUAGAUGGCCGGAGCGAAUCGAGCUCUCGGCCGAUGGCGGCUUCACCUGGUAUGCGGUUCCUCUCGAGAAUAUGUCCGAAAAGCGCCAGUGGACGUGGCGUACGUGGGAGAUUGACCUUCCAUGUGAUGUGGAGGGGUGGAUUGAAAUCGUGUGUCGCUGCUGGGAUAACGCUCUGAAUACGCAGCCUCUGGCUGUUCGUGCGGCCUGGAAUUGGGGUCUACAUGUGACGAGCUCGGCACACAGGAUCAAGGUGUACAGUAUCAAUAAGAGCCGCCCGUUGACUCGGGAGCGCUUGGAGAUGCUCAAGGCGCACGACCAGCCUCUUGCCCCCCUAACCUGGCCAGAGGAACUGCAGACACAAACCUGGGAGGAAUAUAAGGAGUUCUUCAAGAAGAACCCCAGAGACGUUGACGAGUACUAA
Messenger RNA from Aspergillus alliaceus, 1557 nucleotides. Its product is annotated as sulfite oxidase. Bases 1 to 1557 code for a protein of 518 amino acids. The record is from RefSeq and is a predicted model, not a curated record. Gene Ontology annotation, molecular function: molybdenum ion binding; oxidoreductase activity. The transcript has 2 exons. Lineage: Eukaryota; Fungi; Ascomycota; Eurotiomycetes; Eurotiales; Aspergillaceae. Gene Ontology annotation, cellular component: mitochondrion.